AGGGGGAGUGCUGCAUGAGAGGACAGAGAGAGAAAGAGGGAACUGGGCUGGGUGAAAAAAACUACACAGGCUGUGGGACUCAAUGCGACUAUAAAACCGCUUUCUUGCCCAUUGUGUUGAUGUAGUCAAGAAAUAUACCGUAACGUAGCCUACCUACAGAGAGACGGAGAUGGAGGAGUGAGGCGGGACCGGUUUGUGUGGCUGCUAAGAAACGUUUGUCUUGCGGUUUGCGAGCAAACUUUGCGAGGAUAUUUAUUUGUGGCGGGGUCUGCCGAUGACAAUCCUCUGAAACUUUAACUCUCGUGUUUGAGACGCAGCAGUGCACAUAAACAAGACUUGUUUGUUAAUGCUCGUAAAAUAAACGACAGUUCAGAAAUUAGUCUUGCGAGUCUUAUAUCUGUCCUCUAGUCACAGUUGCAAGAUAAGUGGGUCAAUAUUAGAAGAUUUUUUUUUUUUUUUUUUUGCUGAGUAGGCUAGGUCCUCCGUAUAGUUGACGCGGCUGAAAUGGGAGCGCGUGACGGGCGCUCGGUGUCUCCGGUUCACCGGAGCUCUUUCCUCUUGUGGACGCUCUUGCUGCUGAUACUGUGGCUGACAUGCGUCCAGGCGACGUGGGGACCCGGAGUUUACAAAUACCAGACCGGGACAGCACUCCACAAAGAUCUGUCGAAAAGAAACUGGUGUCCUCAGACGGUGACAAAGACUGUGACUUGUCAGGUACAGAAUGGCACCACACUCCAGAGAGUCUAUCAGACUUGCAGGUGGCCUCAGGGUUGCAAUGGGGGAAGCUAUCGCACUGUGGUCCGGCCAUCCUAUAAAGUUGUGUACCGCACCAUCACCUCUCUGGAGUGGAAAUGUUGUCCUGGAUACAGCGGAUCUCAGUGUGAGGAAGGAUCAUCGAGUAACCUGGUCGCCCAGGAGGCUGUAAGGAAACAGGCUACAUUUCUGAAACAUGCUGCUAAAACAGGAGAACAGAUCUCGAACUGUCUGAAUUGCAGUCGUAUCACUGCCCUCACAGAUCGUGUGAGCUCUCUGGAGGCCAAGGUUCAGCUUCUUACAGCCCCUGCCUCCACCUCUCAUCGUCAAACGGAAUUAAAAAAUGAACAUGAUUCCUCCUCCCUGAUGGGGGCGCCACCUGCUAAAGGUGCUCCUGGGGCUCAGGGUCCUGCAGGUCCACAGGGCGAGAAAGGCCAGGAUGGCUUACCUGGUAAAGACGGUAAACAAGGGUAUCGAGGUCUGCCAGGACCCAAAGGAGAGGCGGGUACCAGAGGUCCAUCUGGGGCUCCAGGGUCUAAAGGAACAGCUGGUCCUCUAGGUCCACAGGGACCACCAGGCCUCCCAGGAGAGAGGGGCCUCCCUGGGCCACCCGGCCCUCCCGGGCCCCCUGGCCCACCACUUGAACAAGAUGCUGGCCUGAAAAAAGAUAGUCUCCUACAUAACAACUUCCCCGACCUCCAAGUGACCCCUCCACAUGGACCACCUGGACCCACCGGUCCUCCUGGACCAAUAGGACCCUCUGGACCACCAGGCCCUAUGGGACAAACUGGAAAGUCGGGAGCUCCUGGUUUGCAAGGCCCGGUGGGUCCAAAGGGCGAACGAGGCGAAAGAGGACCUCUUGGAUAUCCAGGAGAGAGAGGGUUUAAAGGAGAGCCGGGAGAGCAAGGCCUUAAAGGAGAGCCAGGGGAGAAAGGUCUUCCGAGCGAUUUGAACGGGGAUGGGAUACACCAAAUUCGCGAGGCCCUGAAGAUCUUAGCCGAGAGGGUUUUAAUCCUCGAGACUAUGAUCGGUAUCCAUGAACCAGAUCUAGGGUCAGGAGAUGGCUUCUUUGGCACACAAUCUCCAGACGUCUACCGGAUUAAGAGGGCAAGAAUGUCAUCUUUGCGGGUCAACUCUCCCUUAAUCACUGCCGAGACCAAGGUUCGAGGGAAGUAGUCUGCAUAUUCCAAAGAGUGAAGCCAUCCUUUCCAUUAUCUGUAAAUCAGCUGAACUGGCAACAACUACACAAGUCCCACACAUAUUACAGAUCCAACCGCCUUGGAGUAUUCCAGUUAAUCCAGAAGGGGGAGACACCUCAGGGAAGACCAUAUGGUGCUGUAUAAAUUAACCACCUCUAAUGGGACUCCACAGGUUCCUAGCACCUCUCCUCUGGCAAAUUAUUGUGGUUUGCCAUCAUGUUGUGUCACUCUUAUGACAUAAUGAACACAAUCAGUCUCAGAAGGAAUUUAUCAACCUAUUGUUUGAUACUCGAUUCACAUGAAAAAAGGUAACAUGUUUUAGAAUACAAUAUAGAGGAACAGUAUUGGUGCUUGUACAAUUGUGGGCAAGAAGGGUACAAAACGUGAUGGCAUAAAUGAUGGAGAUGAAGAACGGUUUAAGGAGAGCAUCAAACCAUAUUAUUAGUCUUUCCAGCUGCUGUUAGGAGCUCAUAGUAACUUCAGCAAAUGUACUGUAAUGAGGAAAAUGCACAUACCGAUUCUGCUAUUCAGCCAAACACCACACUUUCCCCAGUGAUAAAAACUGAUUUCAUAUUCUGUUGCUUGGAUUAAAUGCACUAUGUAGAUAGAGAAUCACCUUGUUCUUCAAAGAGAAAGGACAAUUGAAGGACAUAAACAUGUAUAAACCUUAAUAGACAAUUUAGUUGAAAUAGAAAAUGGCUUUGGGUUUCCUCUCCCUUUUGAAGCUGUAACCAGAUUUGAAUCAGUGAAAACGAAUUGUUUCGAUGGUUUUAAAAUCGUUUUGUUAAAGCAUGAGUUUAAGUGGUUCUGAAUUCAAUUUUAGGAUUCUCCUCUAGUUUAGGACAAUUAUUAAGUAACCCUAAAAUAAAUCAAAUAAAAAAAUUGCAAUUGUGUGACCUAGAGGUCCAUAAACUAAAUAAGAUCUAACUGGAGCACAAGGGGAAGUGGGAAAACUACUCGUAUAACUUGAAUUCUGUUUUUGUGUUUCAUGCAUGUCUUUCCAUCAGUUUCAUGCACAUGCAUAGGACUGGUUUCCUUCGUCAAUACUUUUCCAUGUCUUUGUAUUCCUAUAUAAAUAUUGUUGUAUUAAUUAUUUAUAGAUGAUUAUUAGCGAUUGAUGUUUUCCUUAUUCUGUAUACCAAUUCAUGUAACGUCACCUGUAUUUUUUCAUUUCUAGCCUCGUGUGAAUUUGUCUUGCCAGCGUGCAAAGUCUUACCAAUUGGUGUUAAAAACAAAAUAAACUUUGUUGUGUUUCUUUUUUAAGACAAUCCACGUUUUUAUCAAUACUUAGUAUUUACUGAAUGUUUGACAAUAUUUUAAUAAAGAAUAAUCUGUAGCCAAAAAAA
Rhinichthys klamathensis goyatoka is the source of this 3298-nucleotide messenger RNA. It is a transcript of the gene emid1, whose product is annotated as EMI domain containing 1. NCBI's taxonomy places the organism in Eukaryota, Metazoa, Chordata, Actinopteri, Cypriniformes, Leuciscidae. The transcript is spliced from 17 exons. Gene Ontology annotation, molecular function: protein binding. Bases 505 to 1929 code for a protein of 474 amino acids. The record is from RefSeq and is a predicted model, not a curated record.